AGAGUUCGGCGGGCGAAGGGUGUCACGCCUUCUCUCGGCAGGCGGAAGUGAUAGAGACAGUCGCAGAGGGACGCUGACAGCAGCUCCGGCUCGGGGUUCAGGAGGCGCAGGCUCGGUACCGCCCCGCCGCGCCCCGCUGCGCCCGGAGCGGAAGCACCGCGGCAGGAACGCUGGCUUCGGGGAACCCAGGAGCGGACCGUCGGGCUCCCGGGACGUCCAGGCGGGACCUCCAAGCAGGAUGACUUUGGGAAUCUUUGCAAACUGUAUAUUCUGCUUGAAAGUCAAAUACUUACCUCGUCAACAGAAGAAAAAGCUGCAAGCUGAUAUUAAAGAAAAUGGUGGAGAGUUUUCCUUUUUAUUAAAUCCUCAGUGCACACACAUAAUCUUAGACAAUGCUGACAUCGUCCUGAGUCGGUGUCAACUGAACUCCAUCCAAAAGAAUGAUGUCCAGAUUGCAAACCCAGAUUUCAUCUGGGACUCUGUCAAAGAGAGGAGACUUUUGGACGUGAAGAAUUAUGAUCUCCAGUCACUGGCUAUGAUGCCACCGCCAAGUGAAAAGAGCUGUGCUGAGGUGGAAACAGAAGAUGUGUCUUUGGACAACACCCCAGAGAAUGACAACACUGAAGUCAUUCAGGUUUCUGCAGAGAAUGUUGAAAUUCCUCAUUUUCUUCAAGACUUUGAAGUUGCGAAAUAUAACAUCUUGGAAAAAGUGGGAGUGGACGGAGGCCAGGAGACUGUGGUAGUAGAGCUGCAGUGCCCCCGGGACCCAGGGGCCUGUCCCUUUGUGGUAUCGGCACACUUCCUCCUGGCUGGCAGCACGCAGACUCGAAGAGAGAGCGCUGGAAAGCAAACCUCUGAAGGUGCCAGUGAGUAUUAUGAGCGUUACAUUGAAGACCUGAAGAGACAAGGAUUUCUGCUCCAGGAACACUUCACGGCUGAAGCAACGCAAUUAGCAUCUGAAAAGCUGCAAGCAUUGCUUUUGGAGGAGGUCAUAAGUUCAGGCACUCUGAGCCAGGAGGUGAGCCAUUUGGUGGAGAUGGUCUGGGCAGAAGCUCUGGGACACCUGGAACACACACUUCUCAAGCCAGUGACCAGCAUAAGCCUGAAUGACGUGAGUAAAGCAGAGGGGAUUCUCCUUCUCGUAAAAUCAGCUCUGAAGAAUGGAGACACAGCAGAGCAGCUGCAAAAGACAAUGGCCGAUUUCUACCGAUUAAUUCCUCACAAGCACCCGGCAUCAGAAGAAAUUAACCUGAGGUUGUUAGCUCAGAAAGAGGACCUUUGUCAGCUAAUAAGAGACAUGGUGAAUGUUUGUGAAACUAAUUUAUCCAAACCCAACCCGCCAUCUCUUGCUAAAUACCGAGCUUUGAGAUGCAAAAUAGAACAUGUUGAACAGAAUACUGAAGAAUUUUCCAGGGUUAGAAAAGAACUGUUGCAGAGUAAUCAUGGUGAAAGUCCAGUAGAUGUCUUGCAGAUAUUUAGAGUUGGCAGAGUGAAUGAAGCCACAGAGUUUUUGAGCAAACUGGGCAAUGUGAGGCCCUUAUUUCAUGGAUCUCGUGUACGGAACAUUCUUGGAAUCUUGUCUCGUGGGCUGCUUUUACCUAAAGUAGCCGAAGACCGAGGUGUGCAAAGAACAGACGCUGGGAAUCUGGGGAGCGGGAUUUACUUCAGCGACUCACUCAGUACAAGCAUUAAGUACUCACAUGCAGGAGAGACGGAUGGCUCCAGACUCCUGGUUAUCUGUGACGUUGCCCUGGGAAAGUGUAUGGACUUAUUCAAGAAGGACUUUUCUUUAACUGAGGCACCACCAGGCUAUGACAGUGUGCAUGGAGUUUCGGAAAUGGCCUCUGUCCCUACAGACUUUGAGGAUGACGAAUUUGUUGUUUAUAAAACUAAUCAAGUUAAAAUGAAGUACAUUGUUAAAUUUUGCAUUCCUGGAGAUCAAGUAAAGGACUUCCAUCCUCAUGAAAAUACUGAAUUAGAGGAACCCAGAGCUGAGCCUUCAAAUGUUUCAAAGGUUGAAGAUUUCCAGUUACCAGACAUCAAGCCCCUCACCAACGUCAAAGCUGGCCUUCAGGACGCAUCAGCGAAUUCUGUCCCUCUUGAAAGUGUUCACAUCAAGGGAAGAAUAAUAGACUUUGUAGCCCAGGUCAUUGUUUUUCAGACAUACACAAAUCAAAGUCACGUGCCUAUUGAGGCAAAAUACAUCUUUCCUUUGGAUGACAAGGCAGCUGUGUGUGGCUUCGAGGCAUUCAUCAACGGAAAGCACAUAGUAGGAGAGAUAAAGGAGAAGGAAGAAGCCCAGCAGAAAUACAGAGAGGCUAUCAGCCAAGGCCACGGUGCUUACUUGAUGGACCAGGACACUACGGAUGUUUUCACUGUCAGUGUUGGAAACUUACCCCCUCGGGCGAAGGUUCUCAUCAAAAUCACCUACAUCACGGAACUCAGCAUCCAAAGCCCUGUGGCCAUCUUCUUCAUGCCUGCCACUGUGGCGCCCUGGCAACAGGACAAGGCUUUGAAUGAGAACCUUCAGGAUACAGUGGAGAAGGUCUGUGUAAAGGAAAUAGGGACAAAGCAAAGCUUCUCCCUGGCCAUGUCCAUUGAGAUGCCCUACAAGAUCGACUUUAUCUCCAGUGACACACAUGAACUGAGACAAAAGAGUACGGACUGUAAAGCUGUGAUCAGCACUGUGGAAGGCAGCUCCCUAGACAAGAAUGGAUUUUCUCUCCACAUUGGUCUGCGUGAUGCCUACCUCCCAAGAAUGUGGGUUGAAAAACAUCCAGAAAAAGAAAGUGAGGCUUGCAUGCUCGUCUUUCAACCAGAUCUUGCGGCCACCCUUCCUGGCCUCCGUGAAAAGAAUGAAGUGAUUAUUUGUCUUGACUGUUCCAGUUCCAUGGAGGGUGUGACCUUCGUGCAAGCCAAGCAAGUCGCCUUGUACGCUCUGUCUCUGGUGGGUAGAGAGCAAAAAGUGAAUGUUCUGCAGUUUGGCACAGGUUACAAGGAGCUGUUUUCAUAUCCUAAGUACAUUACAAGCAAUAAAAUGGCCACAGAAUUCAUUAUGUCCGCAGAACCUAACAUGGGGAACACAGACUUCUGGAAAAUUCUCCGCUACUUAAGUCUCCUGUACCCAUCUGAAGGGUUACGGAACAUUCUCCUCAUAUCUGAUGGGCACCUCCAAAGUGAGAGUCUGACAUUGCAGCUUGUGAGAAGAAAUACCCAGCACACCAGACUGUUCACCUGUGCUGUUGGUUCUACAGCAAAUCAUCACAUCUUGAGGACCUUGUCUCAGUAUGGUGCUGGAGUAUUUGAAUAUUUUAACUCAAAAUCCAAACAGAGUUGGAAAAAACAGAUAGAAGCCCAGAUGACCAGGGUACGGUCCCCAGGCUGCCACUCUGUCUCCGUCAAGUGGCAGCAGCUCAGCAGAGACGCCCCUGAGCCUCUGCAGGCUCCAGUCCAGGUGCCUUCCUUGUUCCAUAAUGACCGACUCCUUGUCUACGGAUUCAUUCCUCAUUGCACACAGGCAACUCUGUGUGCGUUCAUCCAAGAGAAGGAAUUUUGUACGAUGGUGUCAACUACUGAGCUCCAGAAGACAACUGGGACUAUGAUUCACAAGCUGGCAGCUCGGGCGCUGAUCAGAGAUUAUGAAGAUGGUAUUCUCCAUGACAACGAAACCAAACACGAGAUGAAGAAAAAAAGCAUGAAAUCUCUGAUUAUUGAACUCAGUAAAGAAAAUUCUCUGAUUACACAAUUUACAAGUUUUGUGGCAGUUGAGAAAAGGGACGGUGAUGAGAUUCCUUCUGCUAAUGUCCCAAGUAUUUCGGAACUUGUUGCCAAAGAAGAUGUAGAUUUUCUGUCAUACGUGAGUUGGCAGGAAAAGCAUCCAGAGGCCGUCAUAGCAGAGGCAGAAAUUGAGUGUGCAGGACCAAUGCAAGAUAAAAUCAUCAAUGGCAGCAGACUGUUACAGGUGCCUGAAAUAAGCAUGGGAUACCCUGUAGCUGGAGCUACAUCAGACAGUUUUGACUCAGCCAAGCCCUUCCCAGCCUCCUCUGAAGCGAAGGAGAAACAGCCACAGUUAGUUAAAAAAUCCAAAAAACGACUAAAAGCAUGUCAUGGAGUACUUAACGGCUGUCCUGAAGACUUGAUCCUCGAGCCACAGUCGCAUGCAACAGCGAGGUCUCUCAAGGUCCACUCGCUAUGGGAAGCCGUGGAACAGCCGUUAGGUGGGAAUCGCAAGGAGUCAAUGGAAAGACAGGGAUUUAAAAGACUGAUGGCAGCUCAGCCACGAGGAACAGUGCCUGCUUCCAUGGGUUUUUCUGCCCCUGCGGUCUCAGCUGGACGUCCCCCUCCUGCUGGUGGCCCCCACCUUCCUCCCCAUCCCUCUCCCCCUCCCCCUCCCCCUCUCCUUUUUGGCAGCCAUCUUCCUCCUCCCUCCAGAGGAUUCAUCCCACCUAUACUGGCCUCACCUAAGUUCAGCCAAAGCCCUAAGCCUGUCGGAGGUACCAGCAUCUUCCAGGCCUCAGGGUCUUCUCAGGGGCAGCUCUUCUCAGGCUUUGGCGGUGUUACUACCUUCUCAGAUAGCAUCUCUAGUUCAAAGGAUUUUGAUCUAGGGAAAGUUACCCAACUCCCUCUCAAAGCCCCGGAGCCGGAUUCCCAUCAUGGGUCACGUUUUCUCACCUCCUUCAGGUCACCUCUUUACAGUCCUCCUAAGGCACCUUCUGUCUGCCCUCUUCCCACCGAUGUUCUCAGCUCUGAGCCCUGUUCACUUCGUUUUCAAAGUCUCUCAGUCCCUGGGAGCUCUAAUUACAGAAUUGCAGAGACCAGAAUGGAUUCACUGGAAUCAGCUGGUUCUACCAGCAAUGCACCACCAGACGUCUUUCUAGAAGAGGCUUUGCCUGCCUCAUCCGGUGGAAGUUCUUUCAAAGCAGAAAUGGGUGAAGCAAGAGGGUAUAGACCAUGCCAUAGAACGAUUUUAGAAAGGAUUGAGAGAUCUUCUGUAACAAGGGACGCCUCCCCAGAGGAAGAUGCGGAAUGGGUAGUCUGCGAAGAAAGCCGUCCUGCACCGUGGACUUCACUGUUUGCUCUACAAACCGAGGAUGGUUUUUGGAAACUGACACCAGAAUUGGGACUUAUAUUAAAACUUAAUGUAAAUGCUCUAUGCAAUUUUCUUGAAGAAAAAGGCAUUCGAUCUCUAGGUACAAAAGGAAGGGACUGUCUCCUGGACCUGAUUGCCACGUUGCUGGUACUGCAGUUUCUUCGUACCAAGUUGGAACAAGAAGGAAUGGUCGCCAAAUCUCUGAUAAAGAUGGAUGACACCUUCAUCUCCAGGAAUAUUCCGUGGGCUUCUGAGAACAUUAAGAAAGCAAGUGAAUGGGCCAGAAGAACAGAAGGGCAGUACCCAUCCAUCUGCCAGCGGCUCGAGCUGGGUCAAGACUGGGAGUCAGCCACAAAGCAGCUCCUGGGGAUCCAGCCCCAAGCCAACAGUUCUCUUCAGCGAAUCCUACACUGCAGUCAGGGCUGAACCCGAUGAAAUUGCAUUUUAAACAUUUCUCACAUUUCUUUUUGUUGUUCUUCAAGACAGGGUU
Molecule: messenger RNA, 5579 nt
Organism: Onychomys torridus (southern grasshopper mouse)
Lineage: Eukaryota; Metazoa; Chordata; Mammalia; Rodentia; Cricetidae
Gene: Parp4
Product: poly(ADP-ribose) polymerase family member 4
Exons: 37
Coding region: 239-5515 (1758 amino acids)
Molecular function (GO): NAD+ poly-ADP-ribosyltransferase activity
Source: RefSeq, a predicted model, not a curated record